AUGGUGAGCAUUCCGUUGAUACUAGGAGCCAUUAUCCUCCUUGGUACGAGGAAGGCUGCCACAGCUGCCCUACCUCCCCGCCCCUGCGCUUUCGCUGUAACAGCGGCAACCGAUGACACCUGUCAGUCCUUAGGUGCUCAAUGGGGAAUUGGUAUGGCCCAGUUUUUGAAGUGGAAUCCAGGUGUCAACUGUAAUGCUCUAGUUGCCGGGAAGACCUACUGUCUGUCUGCAGGCGAUUCUGAGCUUGGUCCAACUGCGAGCCUGACCCCAUCUCCCCAAGUUCCAACAACUUCGAGGGCAACUCAGACUAUGACUUCAAAGGCAUCAACAGGUACUCUUGUCUCUCGCUCUGGACCAAUUAAAUUUUUGAAUGGAAUGGCCCCAGAUUGCCUCUUCUAUCACCCGGUGAGUCCAGGUGAUACCUGCCAGAGCAUCGUUGAUAGGUAUAAGGCCUUCACCCUCGACCAGUUCUACACCUGGAACCCUUCCGUUGGUAAGAACUGCGAGUCUCUAUGGCUAGGAUAUUAUGUGUGUACUGGUGUCAAGGGCGGACCAAACUCUCCUUCGCAGCAGCCUCCUUCGCAGCAGCCUCCUUCUCAGCAGUCCCCUUCUCAGCAGUCCCCUUCUCAGCAGUCCCCUUCUCAGCAGCCCCCUUCUCAGCAGCCCCCUUCUCAGCAGCCCCCUUCGCAGCAGUCUAAUACGUCCCAACAAACUCAGCCAAAUGUUAAUUCCAAGUGUAAGUUCCAUAUCUUUUGUCUGGGAACCUUAGCUUAUAUGGCAUUUGACUAA
Molecule: messenger RNA, 789 nt
Organism: Trichophyton benhamiae CBS 112371
Lineage: Eukaryota; Fungi; Ascomycota; Eurotiomycetes; Onygenales; Arthrodermataceae
Exons: 1
Coding region: 1-789 (262 amino acids)
Source: RefSeq, a predicted model, not a curated record